AUGGCACACAAGGGAGGACAUAAAGAUAUACCCCAUGGCGUGUGUUUCUACGUCCGCCGGCUCCGUCCUGUGAGCAGACGCCAUGUCGUUGUCCCUAGUGUCCACGCCAUUCGCCGCCGCGGUGCAGAAGCAGCUCCUGGCGGCGCCCGUGCCGCUGCACUCGUUCCUCCUGAGCAGCCGGCGCCAGCCGCCGCGCCGUGCCGCCGCCGGCGCGCCAUCCGGUGCGCGGUCGCCGGCGGCAACGGCCUGUUCACGCAGACCAAGCCCGAGGUGCGGCGCGUGGUGCCGACCGACCCGCGGGGCCUGCCGCGGGUCAAGGUCGUCUACGUCGUGCUGGAGGCGCAGUACCAGUCGUCCGUCACGGCCGCCGUGCAGCAGCUCAACGCCGACCCGCGCCGCGCCGCGGCGUUCGAGGUCGUGGGAUACCUCGUCGAGGAGCUCCGCGACGAGGACACCUACGCCACCUUCUGCGCCGACCUCGCCGACGCCAACGUCUUCAUCGGCUCCCUCAUCUUCGUCGAGGAGCUGGCGCUCAAGGUCAAGGCCGCCGUCGAGAAGGAGCGCGACCGCAUGGACGCCGUCCUCGUCUUCCCCUCCAUGCCCGAGGUCAUGCGCCUCAACAAGCUCGGCUCCUUCAGCAUGUCGCAGCUGGGGCAGUCCAAGAGCCCCUUCUUCCAGCUCUUCAAGCGCAACAAGUCCAACUCCAGCAACUUCGCCGACAGCAUGCUCAAGCUCGUGCGCACGCUGCCCAAGGUGCUCAAGUACCUGCCCUCCGACAAGGCGCAGGACGCCAGGCGCUACAUCCUCAGCCUCCAGUUCUGGCUCGGCGGCUCGCCGGACAACCUCCAGAACUUCCUCAAGAUGAUCGCUGGCUCCUACGUGCCGGCGCUCAGGGGCGCCGGCAUCAAGUACGACGACCCCGUGCUCUACCUCGACUCCGGCAUCUGGCACCCGCUGGCGCCCACCAUGUACGAGGACGUCAAGGAGUACCUCAACUGGUACGGCACGCGCCGGGACGCCAACGACAAGCUCAAGGACCCCAAUGCGCCCGUCAUCGGCCUCGUCCUGCAGAGGAGCCACAUUGUCACCGGCGACGACGGGCACUAUGUCGCCGUCAUCAUGGAGCUCGAGGCCAGGGGCGCCAAGGUCAUACCCAUCUUCGCCGGCGGCCUCGACUUCUCCGGGCCCACCCAGCGCUACCUGGUCGACCCAGUCACCGGCAAGCCGUUCGUGAACGCCGUGGUGUCUCUCACCGGGUUCGCGCUCGUCGGCGGGCCGGCGAGGCAGGACCACCCCAAGGCCAUUGCAGCGUUGCAGAAGCUCGACGUGCCGUACAUUGUCGCGCUCCCGCUCGUGUUCCAGACCACGGAGGAGUGGCUCAACAGCACCUUGGGGCUUCACCCCAUUCAGGUGGCGCUGCAGGUGGCGCUGCCGGAGCUCGACGGGAAAUCACAUGCAUUGCACAAGAGAGUGGAGCAGCUCUGCACUAGAGCCAUCAGAUGGGCACAACUGAAGAGGAAAACUAAGGAGGAGAAGAAACUGGCAAUCACUGUUUUCAGUUUCCCACCUGACAAGGGCAACGUGGGGACUGCAGCAUAUCUGAAUGUGUUCAACUCCAUCUACUCUGUGCUGUCAGACCUCAAGAAGGACGGCUACAACGUUGACGGUCUCCCAGACACACCUGAAGCCCUCAUCGAGGAGGUGAUCCAUGACAAGGAGGCUCAAUUCAACAGCCCCAACCUGAAUGUGGUUUACCGGAUGAAUGUGCGGGAGUACCAGGCACUCACCUCCUAUGCCUCCUUGCUGGAGGAGAACUGGGGGAAGCCACCUGGGCACCUCAACUCUGAUGGCGAGAACCUCCUUGUCUAUGGGAAGCAGUAUGGCAAUGUCUUCAUCGGAGUGCAGCCCACUUUCGGGUACGAAGGCGAUCCGAUGCGGCUUCUGUUCUCAAAGUCUGCCAGCCCUCACCAUGGCUUUGCAGCAUACUACACCUUUGUUGAGAAGAUCUUCCAGGCCGAUGCUGUUCUGCACUUUGGAACACACGGGUCCCUGGAGUUCAUGCCUGGCAAGCAGGUUGGGAUGAGUGAUGCUUGCUACCCUGACAGUCUCAUUGGCAACAUCCCCAACAUCUACUACUAUGCUGCAAACAACCCAUCAGAGGCCACAGUUGCCAAACGCCGGAGCUAUGCAAUUACCAUCAGCUACCUGACCCCGCCGGCUGAGAAUGCCGGUCUCUACAAGGGGCUCAAGCAGCUGUCAGAGCUCAUCUCCUCUUACCAGUCUCUCAAGGACACCGGGCGUGGUACUCAGAUUGUGAGCUCAAUCAUCAGCACCGCAAAGCAGUGCAACCUUGACAAGGAUGUCCCACUGCCCGAGGAAGGGGAGGAGCUCCCACCAAAUGAACGUGACCUGGUCGUUGGAAAGGUGUACGCCAAGAUCAUGGAGAUAGAGUCACGGCUCCUUCCCUGUGGUCUACAUGUGAUCGGCGAGCCACCGAGCGCCAUCGAGGCUGUGGCCACACUGGUGAACAUAGCUGCCCUUGACCGCCCGGAGGAUGGCAUAACCUCACUGCCCGGCAUACUUGCUGCCACAGUGGGCAGGGAGAUUGAAGAUGUGUACAGGGGAAGUGACAAGGGCAUACUGGCUGACGUCGAGCUUUUGAGGCAGAUAACUGAAGCUUCGCGUGGCGCCAUCACCGCCUUUGUUGAGAAGACCACAAACAGCAAAGGGCAAGUCGUCAAUGUUGCCAACAACCUCAGUAACAUACUUGGUUUCGGUCUGUCGGAACCAUGGGUGCAGUACCUGUCCACGACCAAGUUCAUCAGGGCAGACAGAGAGAAGCUGAGGGUUCUGUUUGGAUUCCUGGGUGAGUGCUUGAAGCUCGUCGUGCAAGACAAUGAGCUGGGCAGCUUGAAGCUCGCCCUCGACGGAAGCUAUGUGGAGCCUGGCCCUGGCGGUGACCCGAUCCGGAACCCGAAGGUGCUCCCGACAGGGAAGAACAUCCAUGCUCUUGACCCACAGUCCAUCCCAACCACAGCUGCCAUGAAGAGCGCCAAGAUCGUCGUCGACCGUCUCCUGGAGAGGCAGAAGGCCGACAAUGGCGGCAAGUACCCUGAGACAGUUGCACUUGUCUUGUGGGGCACCGACAACAUCAAGACCUAUGGCGAGUCAUUGGCCCAGGUGCUGUGGAUGAUUGGUGUCCGGCCAGUUGCUGACACCUUCGGCCGUGUCAACCGUGUGGAGCCUGUCAGCCUCGAGGAGCUUGGACGUCCAAGGAUUGACGUCGUCGUCAAUUGCUCGGGUGUCUUCAGAGACCUUUUCAUCAACCAGAUGAACCUGCUGGACCGGGCGGUGAAGAUGGUCGCCGAACUGGACGAGCCAGCAGAGAUGAACUACGUGCGCAAGCAUGCGCAGGAGCAGGCAGAGGAGCUCGGCGUCUCGCUGAGAGAGGCGGCAACAAGGGUGUUCUCGAACGCAUCAGGCUCCUACUCGUCCAACGUGAACCUGGCGGUGGAGAACGCGUCAUGGACCGACGAGAAGCAGCUCCAGGACAUGUACCUGAGCCGCAAGUCGUUCGCGUUCGACAGCGACGCUCCGGGGGCAGACAUGAAGGAGAAGCGCAAGGCGUUCGAGCUCGCUCUGGCGACGGCGGACGCCACGUUCCAGAACCUCGACUCGUCGGAGAUCUCGCUGACGGACGUGAGCCACUACUUCGACUCGGACCCGACGAAGCUCGUGCAGGGCCUGCGCAAGGACGGCCGGGCGCCGUCAUCGUACAUAGCCGACACCACCACGGCGAACGCCCAGGUGAGGACGCUGUCGGAGACGGUGCGCCUCGACGCGAGGACCAAGCUGCUGAACCCCAAGUGGUACGAGGGGAUGAUGAAGAGCGGGUACGAGGGGGUCAGGGAGAUCGAGAAGCGGCUCACCAAUACCGUUGGAUGGAGCGCGACGUCUGGGCAGGUCGACAACUGGGUCUACGAGGAGGCCAACUCCACGUUCAUCGAAGACGAGGCGAUGAGGAAGAGGCUCAUGGAGACCAACCCCAAUUCGUUCAGGAAGCUGGUGCAGACCUUCUUGGAAGCCAGUGGCAGAGGCUACUGGGAGACAUCGGAGGAGAACCUGGACAGGCUCCGGGAGCUCUACUCGGAGGUUGAAGACAAGAUUGAGGGGAUUGACAGGUAA
This is a messenger RNA of Miscanthus lutarioriparius, 4185 nucleotides long. Lineage: Eukaryota; Viridiplantae; Streptophyta; Magnoliopsida; Poales; Poaceae. The record is from the annotation of a GenBank genome assembly.